This is a messenger RNA of Wasmannia auropunctata (little fire ant), 480 nucleotides long. RefSeq lists its product as uncharacterized. Lineage: Eukaryota; Metazoa; Arthropoda; Insecta; Hymenoptera; Formicidae. The record is from RefSeq and is a predicted model, not a curated record. The coding region runs from base 1 to 480 and encodes 159 amino acids. The transcript has 2 exons.
AUGGUAAUCUCUAUGUUCUCGCAAGAGGCUAAUGUAUCAGAUCUGUGGAAGCUGGAUGCUUUAGGCAUUACCGACCCCUUAGAAAGCGUUACAAAGGAAGCACGUCAAGAAGGUCGUUACGAAGUCCUUUUGCCUUGGAAAGAAAAUCAUCCACCUUUGCAAGACAACAGAGAUUUAGCUGAGAAGAGAUUGAACUAUGUUACGAAAAAACUACGGCACCAGAACCUAUUUGACGAAUACAAUGCAGUUCUGAAUAAUUGGCUCACCGAGGAUAUUAUAGAGAAAGUACCCAUACAGGAGGUUACGCGGAAGGAAUUUUACCUUCCACAUAGACCGGUUAUCAAAAUAGAAGGAACCACCAAAAUUCGACCGGUCUUUGAUGCUUCAGCUAAGAUGGGAGAUUCGCCUUCUCUCAAUCAAUGUCUGGAGGCUGGGCCCAACCUUAUUGAACUCAUCCCGACGCUACUUCAUAGGUUUUGA